This is a messenger RNA of Uranotaenia lowii, 819 nucleotides long. RefSeq lists its product as uncharacterized. NCBI's taxonomy places the organism in Eukaryota, Metazoa, Arthropoda, Insecta, Diptera, Culicidae. The transcript has 4 exons. The coding region runs from base 73 to 819 and encodes 248 amino acids. The record is from RefSeq and is a predicted model, not a curated record.
UGUAAACAAAAAGUAAGGAACGAUUUUGUGCCUACGUUUUGUAAUUUUUUUCUGUUUUGUAGCAUACUAAUCAUGGUUUUUUUCAUUGUGAGCGGAGAUGCUCUACAAGGAAUAUCAGUCUUGGUUGUUGAUAAGUACCUUAUCGUCGUUAUCGUCGUCCUCCUGAACUUCAUGUACCGCUGCGAUCUGAUGAGUAGGAGCAGGAGCGCCCUUGCAAAUAACGCUGGUCAAAAACAGUUUGCACUGGUCCGGUUCAUGGUACUGGCUGCCGCAUCUCCAACACUUAGCACCACCCUGAAUGGCGCUAGAAUUAUUCGAGCCGUUUCGAAUUUGAUGACGAGGUUGUGGUCUCCAUGGCCUUUGAUUCCACGAAUGUUGGUUCCAACCUUGCUGGCCCCAAGGCUGCUGAUUCCAUGGCUGUUGGAAGCGGUGUUGUUGAUUCCAAGGAAUUUGGAAUCGAUUUUGAAAAUUCCAAGGUUGGCGAUUCCAUUGUUGCAUAUGCUGUUGUCUAGGCCCCCCGUAAUUCAAUGGCAAUCUCGCAAAUCGCUCAAAUCUUGGAUAUCCAGGCAAACAACGCGAGCGACUGGGGCCACGUACGAGAGCAAAGAUCUGGUGUGGUGCACGCUGAUUGGUCCACUUGUACCGGGUCGGGUCGAGUACCGCUCUCUCAGAUUCCGGUCGAUUCCGUCCUGUCCGGGGGAGACCGUCGAGGAUUUAAUUCAGCGUCUGCCCGUGGGACGGCACCAGUAUCACUUGAACAACAGUAAAGAAAAGAUUAUCAUUAGUGAAAAAUCGGUAUCAAGCGAAAGUAAUAGCUAA